Messenger RNA from Clarias gariepinus (North African catfish), 1519 nucleotides. RefSeq lists its product as uncharacterized. The transcript has 4 exons. Lineage: Eukaryota; Metazoa; Chordata; Actinopteri; Siluriformes; Clariidae. The coding region runs from base 224 to 763 and encodes 179 amino acids. The record is from RefSeq and is a predicted model, not a curated record.
CACAACAUUUCAUUGUCUGGAAAAAAUCCUUUAUUGUGACAUUAUAUAAACAUCAUGAACCUAUUUUGCAUAAUACACUUACUGAAUGGUCUUGCGAACCAUGUGCCGUCUUUUUCUCAGCCUUUAAUUGCUGCAGGGUCCCCCCACCCACCUUGGUUGGAAGGAAGUGACCUGAGUGGUGGGAGAGCACCGAGAACAGCAUACUUGUUAAAGCAGAGCAGCCAUGGUGAUGAUUAGUUCCACUGUUUUUUCUUUAUUCUUAUUUUCUUUCUUUACAUUUCAAUCUACACCUCAAAGGCAUGAUAAAAUUAUAGUGCAAGUGAAAUAUGCAAGGCAUCCAGUACGGAGAACAGAGGGACAGCCACUGACUCUCAGGUGCACAGCAGAGUAUGACGAAGAGCACUGUGGAAGCAUCUCGGUCAUUUGGUGUAUUUCAGAGUCAGAAAAUCCAUGCCAGCCCCUUACUGACGUUAAUAGAUACUUGAUCCAUUCCAAUGAGAGUGAAAUCAGCAGGGAAACCGUGUUCAGGCAACAAGAUGCUUUUGUAAAGUUCUUGCAGCUAACUCUCAACGACACUGGCUUAUAUCAGUGUAAAGCCAUAUGUCAGAGCACUGGGGUCAUAGCUAUGGGACAUCUCAUCAAUGUCACUGUAACAGGUCAGAAGAUUUUUAAUCAGACCGACAGAUGCAGUGUGGAUAUUUUUCUUCUGACCAUCAGCCUCUUCAGCCUUUUAUGGAUUCAUAAAAUGGGCCUGUAUUGGUGAGACGAACAGUUUUGUUUCGUUUUUUUGUUUUCUUAACUGCUGGCAAAAUUUCUCCCAAAUGUAACUGUUAUUUAGUGUGCAUAUUUAAAGCAAAUGACAAAACAACACAAUAACCCAAGAUCAUCCGAUAUUUGCAAACCUUUAAUAACUCAAAUAAAUCAAAAUGCAAAUAUUUUAACAAAAUGUCUAAAUGCUUUGGCUAAAUAACAUUUAGAAAUCAGUUUUUGGUGGAAUAACCCCGAUUUGCAAUUACAGCUUUUGUGUGUUUUGGGUCUCCACCAGUUUUUCACAUUGCUGUUGGGUAAUGUUAUACCACUCUUAUUGCAAAAAAGCAAACAGCUCAGCUUUGCUUGAUGGUUUGUGACCAUCCAUCUUCAUCUUGAUAAAAUUCCAAAAGUUUAGUUUUCUGGAGUAAAUUUUCUCUUCAGCAGUUUGUCCAAAACUGAAAUUAGCCCAUCUGGUACCUACACCGUUGCCACCUUCUUUCUUCCUUCGGCUGUUUGAUGUAAACAUUAACUGAAGCUUAUGUUCUGUAUCUGCAUUUCACCGCUGCCGCAACAUUAGCUGAUAAGAUAACAGCAUGAAUACUUGUGUUUCUAAUAAAAAAAAAAAGGAUACAUGUAUGCAUUAACAGUAUGUACGUAUGUAUACUGCCACUGUUCUUAUAUUCACUUUCUGAAAACCUUUCUCCAAAAUCUGUAUAUUUGUGCGUGUGAACUCAUAUAUACACACACAUACUGAGAUGUGUGUGUGUGU